Messenger RNA from Chlamydomonas reinhardtii, 2301 nucleotides. RefSeq lists its product as uncharacterized. The transcript has 9 exons. The record is from RefSeq and is a predicted model, not a curated record. The coding region runs from base 230 to 1549 and encodes 439 amino acids. NCBI's taxonomy places the organism in Eukaryota, Viridiplantae, Chlorophyta, Chlorophyceae, Chlamydomonadales, Chlamydomonadaceae.
AGUAGUCAAGGCUUACGCAAGCGAGAGCAGCUCGCACAGACUGACCGUCAGGCUCGUAGCUGCUUCGCAGCGUAAGUGCCAAGCGCACUCUGCGGAUAACAUACUUUGCGCGCUCUUUCUUGCACAGCUUCAUGAAGCUACAUCUUGUAAAAUCGAGCCCCUAGAAGUAAAAGUAGAGUUAGCGACGCUGUUUCGCGUUCGCUCGUAAUAGGCGCUACCGUUCGCAAGGAUGCGCACACACCGCGUCAGUAUUAUACUACAGCUAUGCUGCUAUUUUGCGGCAUUGUUGCUUGGCCCGUUGAGCGCGUUGACGGUGGUCCAAGAAGAUGGCAACUGGUGGCCGCUGGAAAACGAGGAAGCACAUCCUGGACAAGGGCUGGCGAGGCCAGGACGUAGCCUGCAGUCAGUCGGCCCGGUGAAGGGGCUACCGAAGCGCUUCAGCAUCCGGCCCAUCGUGGACAACUCGCUGUGUGUCCAUCUGGUCCACCUAGACGCCUCCAGGCUGAACCCGGGGCUGACUGCCCAGCAGCAGUCGGCCGCGGCGGCCACGGCUGCGCUGGUGGCGGCCGCGCGGCAGCGCAGCGGCCUGCCCCCUAUCCAGGCCAAGGACGUGCAGGACUUCGGCACCUCCCGGCUGGUGCUGCUGCCGUGCGCGGGCGGCGCCACCGACACCUUCAUCGCGGAGGCCAUUUUGGGCCGCUUCUAUUUCAACAACGGCACCAACUACCGCCAGGGCUUCCUCAAGCCGUUCACCGACAAGGGCCUGUGCGCGUACGGAGUCAACGCCUCCUACACCGCCGGCCACCCCGUGUUUGGCGUCACCGGCACAACCUACUACACCGAGCACCCCAACAAGACCAGUGGUGCGGCGGCGGACGAGCCGCAGUACCUCGCGGACGACAACGAGAUGGACUGGUUCGACGAGUACAUUUUCGACUGGGCGGCGUACACGCGGUACGGUUACGAUCCUGCCACGAUUCCGAGCACGGGCUUCAAGUCCGCCAACCCGCUGCCGCCCACAAUGCUGGACGCGAGUGGCUGGGGCCCGUUCCACAGCUCCUGGGGCGUGUGCAUGAGCAACCCCACGGCGGACGUCAUGACGCCGAUCGACGACACCACCACCGAGGUGGCACUGCGCUACCACAGCUGGACCUUUGUCAACGUGCAGGACACGGGCUCGGUGUCGCACCUGCCUCGCGCCGCGGCUCGUCAGGCCUACGCGCUGCUGACCUUGGGCCCCGACCGCCCGCAGCCCGACAUGUCCCCGCUGGCCGGCGAGAUGGACGCGGGGGAUCUGUCCGCGGCCAUGGGGGGUUCCGACAAGCCGUACGGCACCGGGUACUCCACGCUGGUCAGCAAUGAGCUGUGCAUGCGGCUGGAGGCGAUCAAGGAGGGCGGCCAGGUGCAGCUGGCGCAGUGCAACCCCGUGGCGCCGGCGCUGGACCAGGUCUUCCAGCUCAUUGCGUCGAAGAAGCCGCUUGGCAAGAAGAAGGCUGCCAAGAUGGCUGCCAAGGCCGCGGCCGCUGCAGCUGCCGCUGCGUCAUCAUAAAUGCCUGACUUUGCAGACGCACGUUCAGGCCGGCGCAUGACAGUUGACGUACGUGUUUUGUACACGUGUAGCAGCUAAGUUGACCUUGCAAGAGGUGAUUGGUUGGCAUUUUAGUCCCAUUCAGAUGGCCUAUAGGUAGCGUAGUGACCUGAACGAGUUACAAACACUCAUGGUGGUUAUGCAAUUGCAUCCUGAGGUUGCGCGCCCAUUUUCCUACAACCCCGAGGGGCAAGUCCGCGGUCGCACGGUUGAGCACAUUGAGUGGGUGUCCGGGCGGCCCUAGUUGACCUCUACUUAAACGACUGUUCCGCAGGAUGCACAUGCACAUAUAUACUGGCUUGGCCUGGCCUCACACUGGCAGAACUGGAAUGCGGUACAUGACACUUUAAUCACGCAUAGAAUGCACAACUUUGCCCUGGUCCCAGCCCCUUAUCGGCAGCCUCUGUUGUCAUUAUUCCGUGCACCCGCACAUCACUCCGCCAGCUCGCGGACACGGUCACAUACGCGGUCAGCAGCUAGAAGCCUCACGGUACAUGCAUUUCCAACAACUGUCGCACUCUGUCGCGCCCUAUGAUAGGUGUCAUGAACCGUUAUCCGUGGGGUAAAGAUAUCCCGGUAUGAAUCGUAACAACGUAAAUAUGAGGACCAGAGUACAGACAUCGGGACCGUGCCGGCGUGUCAUACCCGAGAGCCGUUACGCGGGGUGCGAGGGGUAAUGACCCCGCCGUCCGUAAGUGUAAGUACUGUAUAGA